AUGUCUAUUCACGUUGUAAGACGAGCAGCCGUAGGGCGCCAACUACUGGCUAGACCCGUGUCCUUGUCAUCACGUUCAAUCUCCUCAUCCUCUUAUCUCCUUAGACCUCAUCCCACCACUCCAGCACACUCCUCUACAACGGCUGUCCAACCCCAUCCUCAUCCUCCAUCGACUUCAUUCCACCCAUCCAAAUCAUCAAUCUUCACUCCCCUAGACACCUUCCUUCCGCGUCAUCUCGGUCCCCGUCAAUCCGAUGUUGAGUCGAUGCUCUCUACCCUUGGGUAUAAGUCCAUGGACGCAUUCAUAGAUGAUACAAUUCCCAAGGGGAUCAGAGUCGACGCUCUUACCGAUAAGGAAGGCGAUAAGACUGGUAUCAGACCUUUCAGCGAACUGGAAUUGGCAAGAAGAGUAGAGGAAGUUGCUAGUCUGAAUAAGCCCAUGAAGAGUUAUAUCGGUAUGGGAUAUCACAAUGCUAUUGUUCCUCCUGUCAUCCAACGAAAUGUCCUUGAAAACCCAGCAUGGUACACUGCCUACACACCCUAUUCUCCUGAACAAUCCCAAGGCCGUCUCGAAUCACUUAUCAACUUCCAAACCGUCACUAUUUCCCUUACCGGUCUUCCCAUCGCCAACGCCUCCUUGUUGGACGAAGCUACCGCCGCAGGAGAAGCGAUGGCUAUGUGCUUGGCAUCAGUACCUAAAAACAAAUUAUCAAAGGGCAAAAAAGUGUUCCUCGUAUCUCCAUCGGUCGCUCCUCAGACUAUCGCCGUCUUGCAGACCAGAGCAAGUGGAUUUGGAAUCGACUUGAAAGUUGCUAAAUCCAACGAGACCUUUGUACAAGAAGUCGAAGCAUUGGGUGAAGAGAAACUCAUGGGUGCUUUGGUACAAUACCCUGACGUUAAUGGAAAUAUCGGAGAUUGGCAGGAAGUAGCUUCAAAAGUGAAAAGUACAGGUGCAAAGAUGGUAGUCGCUUCUGAUUUGUUGGCUUUGACUAUGCUUCAACCCCCUGGAGAAUGGGGUGCGGAUAUCGUCUGUGGUAACUCUCAAAGAUUUGGUGUACCCGUCGGUUACGGUGGACCUCACGCCGCGUUCUUUGCUUGUACCGAUGACUUGAAGAGGAAGAUGCCAGGAAGAUUAGUUGGUCUGAGUAAAGAUUCCAGAGGUGGUCCUGCAUACCGAUUGGCCUUACAGACUCGAGAACAGCAUAUCCGAAGGGAGAAAGCUACCUCCAAUGUCUGCACUGCCCAAGCACUUCUUGCCAAUAUGACUGCCAUGUAUGCUGUCUACCACGGACCAGAAGGUCUCAGGAAGAUCGCUGGAAAGGUCCACUCCCUCACUCGAAUCCUUUCUGAAUCCCUCGCUUCUCUCGGUUUCACCACCGUCAACAAGACCUACUUCGACACCCUCACUAUCGGCGUUUCUUCUGCUGGGGUUACCGCUGCUCAAGUCCACGAGGAGUCGAUCAAAGCCUCAAUCAACUUCCGCCCUAUCGACGACAAGACUAUCGGUAUCACUCUAGACGAAAGUGUUGGUCCCCUCGAUCUCACUGACAUCGUCAACGUCUUCUACCGAGUUAAGGGACAAAAGGAUAUCGAACCUGAACACCUCGAACAAUUAGCUUCCAAAUUAGAGUUAUCGUCUGAAUCCGUCACCUCCCCAAUCGCUCAACAUGCCCGAACAUCAGAGUUCCUCACUCAACCAGUAUUCAACAAACACCACUCCGAAACUCACAUGCUCAGAUAUAUGAUGCACUUGCAGGAGAAAGAUUACUCGUUGGUACAUGGUAUGAUCCCACUGGGAUCUUGUACAAUGAAGUUGAACUCUACUUCUUCGAUGGCGCCUUUAUCAUGGAAAGAAUUCGGUGGUAUCCACCCAUUCGCUCCCGUAGACCAAGUCAAGGGAUACGAGGUGUUGAUCAAGGAAUUGGAAGACGAUUUAUCGUUGGUCACUGGAUACGAUGCUACCUCCGUGCAACCCAACUCAGGCGCAUCAGGUGAAUAUGCCGGUCUUAAAGUAAUUCAAGCAUACCACCAAUCCAAAGGUGAAGGUCACAGAGACGUUUGUCUUAUCCCCCUUUCAGCUCACGGUACCAAUCCCGCUUCGGCCGCGAUGGUAGGAUAUAAAGUUGUACCUAUCAAAGCUUUGAACGACGGUUCGCUCGAUUUGGCCGAUCUCAAAGAGAAAGCCGAGAAACAUAGAGAUAACCUCGCCUCGUUUAUGGUUACUUACCCAUCUACUUUCGGUGUAUUCGAAGAAGGUAUUGAAGAAGCUUGUCAGAUCGUACAUGAUAAUGGUGGUCAAGUCUAUGUCGAUGGUGCCAAUUGUAACUCCCUUGUCGGUCUGACUUCCCUUGGUCGAGUAGGUGGUGAUGUCAGUCAUACCAAUCUACACAAGACCUUUUCAAUCCCCCACGGUGGAGGUGGACCAGGUGUCGGCCCAAUCUCAUGUAAAUCGCAUCUCGCUCCUUUCCUCCCUACCCAUCCCUUGGUUGCUACAGGGGGUUCGCAAGCCAUCCCAGCUGUAUCAGCAGCACCAUACGGUUCCGCAUCCAUCAAUACCAUCUCUUGGGCAUACAUCAAGAUGCUGGGUGGAGAAGGUUUGACGGAAGUUUCCAAGAUCGCUUUAUUGAAUGCAAACUACAUCGCCGAACGUCUCAGACCAUACUAUAAUGUUAGGUUCUCCAACAAGAACGGUAGAGUCGCACAUGAAUGUUUGGUCGAUUUGGGUGAAUUUGAAAAAUCAGCUGGAUUGAAAGUAUCCGAUUUCUCCAAGAGAUUACAAGAUUAUUCUUUCCAUCCUCCCACUGCUCAAUGGCCAAUUUCAACUUGCUGGUUGAUCGAACCUACCGAAAGUGAAUCUAAAGCUGAACUUGAUCGAUUCAUCGAUGCGUUGAUCUCAAUCCGAAAAGAGGUAGACGAAAUUGUUUCAGGUGAACAAUCAAAGGAGAACAACGUGUUCAAGAACGCUCCUCACCCAUUGAGUAUACUGGUAGAUGAUAAAUGGGAUAAACCAUAUUCGAGAGAAAAAGCUGUUUUCCCCGUACCUUCCUUGAAGAAGAACAAGUUCUGGCCAUCGGUGGGAAGAGUUGAUGAUGCCGCUGGUGACCUCAACUUGAUCUGUGAAUGUGGUUCAGUCGAAGAAUACGCAUAA
Kwoniella botswanensis is the source of this 3147-nucleotide messenger RNA. RefSeq names its product glycine dehydrogenase. Bases 1 to 3147 code for a protein of 1048 amino acids. The record is from RefSeq and is a predicted model, not a curated record. Gene Ontology annotation, biological process: glycine decarboxylation via glycine cleavage system. The transcript is spliced from 10 exons. Gene Ontology annotation, molecular function: glycine binding; pyridoxal phosphate binding; glycine dehydrogenase (decarboxylating) activity. NCBI's taxonomy places the organism in Eukaryota, Fungi, Basidiomycota, Tremellomycetes, Tremellales, Cryptococcaceae. Gene Ontology annotation, cellular component: mitochondrion; glycine cleavage complex.